UGAACACAACGGUUUUGCGUGGGAUAGCGAUCGCAGUACGACUUAUCAUUUUGCGUAACAGCACUUCGUGAAUAGAGUGAAUAUUUGACGACUGUAAUUAUUUCAAGUAGUAUACAAGGAAAGAGAAAUACGCGUCAAGUGUAUAGAAUUAUUCGUAGUUAAUUAUCGUGUUCCCUGCCCCAUUCGAAGAUUCCGAAAUGGCCGAACUCAUUGCGAUACCGCUUAAAAAGCCGUCUGACGUUGACGUUAUAAAACCACUGACAAACGUUAUUAAAUCUACUUAUAAUUCGGCUACUAAUCAAAAAGAUUACACCGAGGCGAUAAACGACUUCAGCAAAUUACGAAACAACGCUUUGUGGCGAGCCUUUGAAAAAUACGAGAGCUCCUUAGAGGUUAUUUACAGUUAUUAUGACCAGUUGUGUGCUCUAGAAGCCAAAAUACCAGCUCAUGAGCUUCAGAUACCAUUCAAAUGGAAAGAUGCAUUUGAUCGUACAAUUUUUGGUGGCAAACUAAGUUUGACAAUCAGCACCUUGGCUUAUGAAAAGUUGUGUGUCCUCUUCAACAUUGCGGCUCUUCAAAGUGCCGUUGCGUCUAUUCAGUCACUCGAGAGCGAUGAAGGCUUGAGGCUAGCUGCGAAAUUGUUUCAGCAAUCGGCAGGAAUCUUCAAUUAUCUGAAAGCUAACGUAAUGUUAGCAAUACAGCAGGAGCCAACUCCUGACAUGAGCCCUGAUACUCUCGGUGCUCUCUCAUCUCUGAUGCUGGCUCAAGCUCAAGAGAUAUUCGUGCACAAAGCCAUUCACGAUUCGAUGAAGGAAGGAAUCAUCGCUAAGUUGGCUGCCCAAACGGAGGAACUCUAUGCUGAUACUAUGAAACAGUUUCAGAAAGAAAUUUUCCGUUCGUUCUGGGACAAGGAAUGGGUCCCGCUGAUCGCAGGAAAGCAAGCCGGCUACCGAGCGAUGGCUGAAUUCUAUCAAAGUUUAAUCUGCAAAAACACUAAAGUCAUUGGCGAAGAAAUCGCCAGACUUGAGCACGCUGUCGAGCUUUUCAAAGCUGCACAACAACGAUCCAACAAGCCUUCAUUGUUCCAAGAAUACGCGAAUAGAGCUCAGAGGAAUUUGACCGAAGUGAAAAAAGACAAUGAUUUCAUUUAUAACGAAAGGAUUCCGGACAUCAAAAGUUUGAAUCCAAUUGGAAAAGCGAGUUUGGCUAAGCUGAUACCGCCAGCACAACCCAUGAGCGCAAAUUUCAAAGAUUUGUUCGAGGAUUUGCUCCCAGUGAUGGUUCACCAAGCUCUUUCUUCCUACGAAGUACGUAAAAACGAGCUCGUCAAUUCGGAAAUAUCAAAACUGCGAGAAAUGACACAAGUUUUAAACAGCGUAUUGGCCAGUCUGAAUUUACCGGCAGCGAUCGAAGAUAUGAGUGGUACCGAAUUGCCACAAUCUUUGCUCGAGAAAGCAGCGAGCGUGAGGAUCGCCGGUGGCAUAAAAGCGCUCGAAACUGCGAUGAACGAAUUGCCCGAUUUACUUCAACGCAACAAAGAUAUUUUGGACGAGUCGGAAAGAAUGCUUCAAGAAGAGCGCGAUUCCGAUAAUCAAUUGCGAGAGCAAUUUAAAGAACGGUGGAAUAGAAUUGCCAGCAAAGAGCUGACAGCACAAUUUUCGAUGAAUGCCCAGAAAUAUCGUGAGAUAAUCAACAAUGCUGUGGCUGCGGAUAAGGUGGUCCGUGAGAAAUUUGAAUCUCAUAGAGAAGGAAUGGAAAUUCUUAGUAUGGACGAAAGUCGAUUGAAUUCCGCUGUGCCUACCGGAUCAGCUGUUCAAGAAAGUCAAUCGGUAAUCCGUUUGCGACAACUUAUGGAAAGUGUGGAAACUCUCAAGGCUGAACGAGACGUCAUAGAAAGCGAAUUGAAGUCCGCGACGAUUGACAUGAAAACGACAUUUUUGUCAGCUCUCGCCCAAGACGGCGCAAUCGACGAGCCCAACUUGUCCGUUGAGAAUAUUGGCAAGUGCUACGGUGCCUUGAGCAAUCAAGUUCGGGACAGUCUUGCUCGGCAAGAAACUUUGAUCAAUGAUAUUCAGAACGCUCACGCUGCUUUUACCCGCGAACAAUCGGGAUCUGGCAGUACGCGGGAAACUAUGCUGUGCAAGUUGGCCGCAGCAUACGAUGCUUUCAAAGAAUUGAAGAAUAAUUUGCACGAGGGAGCCAAAUUUUACAACGAUUUGACGCAAUUGCUCGUUGUCUUCCAGAAUAAAAUAUCAGAUUUUUGUUUUGCUCGAAAAACCGAGAAGGAGGAAUUGAUGAAGGACUUGACAACGAAUUUAAGUCAUGCGGGCCCGGCUACAACACCGAGUAUCCCGGCUCAUCACAGUGGACCCAGUGGCAUAAAUCCGACGCAUGAAAGUGCUCCGUCCUUACCGUAUCCAACGACUUAUCAAGGCGGUAUGCCAAUUCCAUACGGUGCAACUCCCGCCACUCCGUAUCCAACUUACGUUCCUCCGCCGAUGCCAGCGACCUACAAUCCUUACGCAACAAUGCCGUACCCGACUCAAGGUCAGCAAUACCAAUAUCAAUACCAAGGUCCGCAACAACCGCCUUACAACGCUUUUGCAACGCUUCCUCGUUACACGGGACAAGGUCCGCCACCACCGUCUAAUCCUCACUCGUUCUUCUAAAUCGUAUAUGUUAUUAUUGUAGAAAGUAAGUAUUUGAGAAAAAAUCGAACUGGCAACUGAUCGAGUAAACGCCGACUGAUUUUUCAACGCCACGAAGAAAGUACGUCACAAAAUAUUUGAUUUUCAGCCUACCGGCAUUUGUAAAUUAUUUUAAAAAUGCUUUCUUUUUCCGAGCACUAAAAACGGGAUCUUUGAGAGCAUUAUUAUUUCCCACGGCCGAUACUUCGCCGAUGAAUUUUACAUUCCCCGUCGAAGUGUAUAUUUUUUACGAUAAAAUAAUACGAUACGCGAGGUCUCUGUAAUAAUUGAAUCCAAUGUUGAGUCCUUGAAAGAAAAGCUUUAUAAUGAAUUCAUCAAUCGAUGGCCUUUCGAAUCGAGUGAGAUUAUCAUUUUCGAAUAUAAUUGUUAUACCGAUUCUAAUAACGCUGCUAAAAUCAUGUAUAAAACUAUUUUUAAUGGACUAUGAGAAUUAUGAUUAAAUAACGCUUCGAGAGUCCCUGAGACUUUUGUAGUCCAACCGUAUUAUUGAAAACUGUUAUUAUUACUUACAUUGAUAGCGCUAAAGAGCAACUUUUAACACAUUUGUAUAUUUUUUUGCACUAACGACAAAUCGAUGAUAUUGGGAUGAUGGGUUAUUUAACAGCAAUGCAGUAAUUGUGGAUAAUUCCUCUUCAGAUAUUGCUUUUGUCUAUUGGACAAAUAAAUAAAUAAAUAUAUUGUAUAUGACACGCUCAA
Molecule: messenger RNA, 3404 nt
Organism: Venturia canescens
Lineage: Eukaryota; Metazoa; Arthropoda; Insecta; Hymenoptera; Ichneumonidae
Gene: ALiX
Product: programmed cell death 6-interacting protein-like protein AliX
Exons: 13
Coding region: 198-2669 (823 amino acids)
Biological process (GO): mitotic cytokinesis; multivesicular body sorting pathway
Cellular component (GO): endosome
Molecular function (GO): protein binding
Source: RefSeq, a predicted model, not a curated record